GAGAAGCCCUACAAGUGCCCUGACUGCAGCAGGACCUUCAGGAAAAACUCCGAUCUCAUCCGGCACCAGCAGACCCACACCGGUGAGCGACCCUACCGCUGUGGGGAAUGUGGGAGGGCCUUCAGACGGAGCUCCCACCUCCUCCAGCACCAGCGGACCCACACUGGUGAGCGACCCUACAAGUGUAGGGAGUGCUGGAAGGCCUUUGGACAAGUCUCCAGCCUGAUCAAGCACCAGCUGGUCCACAGCGGCGAGCGUCCAUACGAGUGUGGGGAGUGCGGGAAGGGCUUUGGGCGGAACUCCAGCCUCGUCAAGCACCAGCGGAUCCACACCGGCGAGCGGCCGUUCCAGUGUGAGGAGUGCGGGAAGACCUUCGGACACAGCAACAGCUUGAUCCAACACCGACAGACCCACACCCGUGAGCGGCCCUUCCAGUGCAUGGAGUGCGGGAAGAGCUUUGGGCACAGCUCCAACCUGAUCAAGCACCAGCGGACCCACACCAGCGAGCGGCCGUACCGAUGUGGGGAGUGUGGGAAGAGCUUCAAGCACAGCAACAGCCUGGUCAGGCAUCAGCAGAUCCACUCCCGCCAGCAACCCUACGCCUGUGACCAGUGUGAGAAGAGCUUCACGCUCAGCUCUGCUUUGGCUGAGCACGUCCGGACUCACAGCGAUGAGAGGCCCUACAAGUGCCCCAAGUGUGGGCAGGCCUUCGGGCAGAGCUCCGACCUCAUCCUGCACCAGUGCACACACACCAGUGAGCGGCCCUACAAGUGUGGGGAGUGUGGGAAGAGCUUUGGGCACAGCUCCAGCCUCAUCAGUCACCAGCGGAUCCACACUGGCGAGCAGCCAUACUGGUGUGGGGAGUGCGGGAAGACCUUCAGGCACAGCAACAGCCUGAUCCGGCACCAGCGGACCCACACCCGUGAGUGGCCCUUCCGCUGCCCCGAGUGCGGGAAGAACUUCAGGAAGAGCUCCACCCUCAUCCUGCACCAGCGGACCCACUCUGGCGAGCGGCCCUACACCUGCGACCAGUGCAAGAAGAGCUUUGCACUCAGUUCUGCCUUGACCAAUCACCUUCUGUCCCAUGGCAGCGAGAAGCCCCACACCUGCCCCGAGUGUGGGAAGACCUUCAGGUGGAGCUCCAACCUCAUCCAGCACCAGCAGACCCACACCAGAGAGCGACUCUACACCUGCAACCAGUGCGGGAAGAGCUUCACACUCAGCUCCAGCUUGGCCAAGCACCUCCGGAUCCACACCGACGAGAAGUCCUACGUCUGCCCCGAGUGCGGCAAGAUCUUCAGCCAGAGCUCCAACCUUGCUGAGCACCGGCGCAUCCACGGGGUGUGUGAGCGGCACUUCUGCACACUCUGCGGCAAAACCUUUGCUCUCCGCUCCUACCUGACCAGGCACCAGCUGAGCCACACCAGUGAGAAGCCCCACAAGUGCCCUGAGUGUGGGAAGAGCUUCAGGUGGAGCUCCAAUUUCAUCCGGCACAAGCAGAGCCACACCGGCGAGCGACCAUACCGGUGUGGGGAGUGCGGGAAGUGCUUCGGACAGAGCUACAGCCUGAUCAAGCACCAGCGGACCCACACGGGCGAGCAGCCCUACGCCUGCGACCAGUGAGACGAGAGCUUCAGACCCAGGAGCAACUUGGCCAGGCACAGGUUGACCCACACCCGCAAGAAGCCCGAU
Molecule: messenger RNA, 1692 nt
Organism: Mesitornis unicolor (brown roatelo)
Lineage: Eukaryota; Metazoa; Chordata; Aves; Mesitornithiformes; Mesitornithidae
Product: zinc finger protein 271-like
Exons: 1
Source: RefSeq, a predicted model, not a curated record